GCUCUGUAGCUCAGCUCAGUCCCUCCUCGGUCCUCCUCUGAGAGAAGAGCAGAGCAGAGCAGAGCCCGGAACUCGAGCGCGGCCCGCGUUGCCGCCCGGAGCGGUGCGGACGCCCAAGAUGGCGGCGGGGCGGGUGUUCGCCUUCCGCGACGCGCGCUGGGCCCCGGACCCGGUGCUGGCGCCGAGCGCGGCCGUGCGCAGUCCUCAGCCGGUGCCGCUGGUGAUCGACAACGGCUCGUUCCAGACGCGGGCGGGUUGGGCCGCCGCUGACCCCUCGGUACCCGCCGAGCCCCUGCUGCGGUUCCGUUCGCUGGCGGCGCGCAGCCGCGGGGCGCGUGGGGCGGCCGGCGCCGAGACGCAGGUGGGCAACGACCUGGGCAGCCCCGAGCCGCUGCGCUGGCUGCUCCGUUCGCCCUUCGACCGCAACGUGCCCGUGCAGCUGGAGCUGCAGGAGCUGCUCUUCGACCACGUCUUCCAGCGCCUGGGGGUCUCCUCGCAGGGUUGCGUUGAUCAUCCAAUAGUUUUGACAGAAGCAGUGUGCAAUCCUUUGUAUUCAAGGCAAAUGAUGUCAGAGCUCCUCUUUGAAUGCUAUCAAGUUCCUAAAGUGUCCUAUGGUGUGGAUAGCUUGUACAGCUUUUACCACAACAGGAGGCAGAACUGGCCUUGCAGUGGGUUGGUGAUAUCUUCAGGCUAUCAGUGUACACAUAUUUUGCCAGUCCUAGAAGGGAGGUUGGAUGCUAAAAACUGCAAGCGUAUCAAUCUUGGAGGCUGUCAGGCAGCUGUGUACCUGCAGCGCCUCCUCCAGCUGAAGUACCCCGGGCACUUUGCUGCCAUCACUCUCAGUCGCAUGGAGGAAAUACUUCAUGAGCACAGCUACAUUGCGGAGGACUAUACAGAAGAACUACAGAAGUGGCGCUCACCAGAGUACUAUGAGAACAACGUGCACAAGAUGCAGCUGCCCUUCUCUAACAAACUCCUGGGGAGCACUCUGACAUCAGAAGAAAAGCAGGAGAGGCGGCAGCAGCAGUUACGUAGACUUCAGGAACUCAAUGCACGUCGUAGAGAAGAGAAGCUGCAGCUGGACCAGGAGAGGCUGGACAGGCUGCUCUAUGUACAGGAACUUCUGGAAGAUGGUCACAUGGAUCAAUUCCACAAAGCUUUAGUGGAGCUGAACAUGGACUCUGCAGAGGAACUUCAGUCUUACAUCAACAAGUUGAGCCUGGCCAUUGAACAGACAAAACAAAAAAUCCUACAGGCAGAAGUCAAUAUCGAAGUGGAUGUUGUGGACAGCAAACCAGAGACCCCUGACUUGGAUCCACUCGGCAGCGAGCAGUCACUGGAAGAUGUCGAAAGUAUUAAUGAGUUUGAACCUUUAUUUGCUGAGGAACAACCUGAAGCUGAGAAGCCUGUUGCUGCGGUGCAGCCCGUGUUUAACCUGGCAGAAUACCACCAACUUUUUCUUGGCACUGAGAGAAUAAGGGCUCCAGAGAUCAUCUUCCAGCCCUCCCUGAUAGGAGAAGACCAAACUGGUAUAGCAGAAACGAUGCAGUAUGUCCUCGAAAGGUAUUCAAAAGAGCAACAAGCUGUUCUUGUGCAGAAUGUUUUUCUUACUGGUGGAAAUGCAAUGUACCCCGGACUAAAGGCCAGAGUCCAGAAAGAACUCCUCGAAAUGAGGCCAUUCCAGUCAUCUUUUCAGGUUCACCUUGCUUCCAGUCCCAUUUUAGAUGCCUGGUACGGGGCUCGGGAUUGGGCAGUGGAGCACAUGACCCAUGAGGAAGGUUGGAUUACCAGAAAAGACUAUGAAGAAAAAGGGGGAGAAUACCUCAAGGAGCACUGUGCCUCCAAUGUCUACGUGCCCAUUCGCCUUCCAAAGCAGGCCCCAAGGACUACAGAGGCAUUAGCACCCAGCAGGGCCCUGGCAGCUGGUACAGGCAAUCCUUGUGAGCAGGCAUAGCAGUGAUGAGCUUUUGUCACAGUCCCUCCUGUGGAGGUAACAGUGCAAGGAAUAAAGCUAAUGCUCUGCAGCCUGAGCUGUGUGUGGAGCAAAGGCCUUGGGCUCGCCUUGUUGGCUGCUCUGAGAGUGCAAAGCAUCUCAUCUGUUGCUUGAAAGAGAUGUACUGCUCUAGAGCUGGAGCGAUUGUAAAGGAUUGUGCUGCUUCUGCAUAGCACGGGGAUGUGAGUCAACAAGGAGGAACGCAGGAAAAAUACAUUCCAGAGGAGAAUACUGUCUUAUGAACUUUUAUAAUAAGACUCGGGGUUAUUUGAAAAUGUUUGUGGAUUUUUUUAAUUAAAAUGUACUGGUUGUA
Molecule: messenger RNA, 2306 nt
Organism: Lagopus muta (rock ptarmigan)
Lineage: Eukaryota; Metazoa; Chordata; Aves; Galliformes; Phasianidae
Gene: ACTR5
Product: actin related protein 5
Exons: 9
Coding region: 119-1954 (611 amino acids)
Biological process (GO): regulation of DNA-templated transcription
Cellular component (GO): cytoplasm; Ino80 complex
Source: RefSeq, a predicted model, not a curated record